UUCCUCUCACAUCAAAAACAGCUUCUUCAUCGCUCUUUCUGAAUCACCGCCAAACAAACAGCGAUUUUCCGACGAGAAAUAUCGGUGAACGAUGGCCGGAAGAGGGAAAACCAUAGGAUCUGCAGCCGCGAAGAAAGCUACAUCAAGAAGCAGCAAAGCCGGCCUCCAAUUUCCCGUUGGUCGUAUCGCUCGUUUCCUCAAAGCCGGAAAGUACGCCGAGCGUGUCGGUGCCGGAGCUCCUGUGUAUCUCGCUGCCGUUCUUGAGUACCUAGCGGCUGAGGUUCUCGAGUUAGCUGGAAAUGCAGCAAGGGACAACAAGAAAACUAGAAUCGUCCCAAGGCACAUCCAAUUAGCUGUUAGGAACGACGAAGAAUUGAGCAAGCUUCUCGGUGACGUCACCAUUGCUAAUGGCGGUGUCAUGCCUAACAUUCACAACCUUUUGCUUCCUAAGAAGGUUGGUGGUUCCAAGCCAUCUGCCGACGAUGAGUAAGGGUUUCCCAACGAAUCAUCGAACGUAUGUUUUGUGCUGGUUAGGGUUCGAAUCAUCUCUUUUUUUGUUCUAAAUUUGUGUUUUUAGGGUUUCUUACGUUAGGGACAUGCUUUUAUUUAACUAGUGUGUAUAUCUGUUGAAUUUAGUAUGGACACCUUAAACUUCUUGAUAAUCAAUAUUGGUUCUAUUACUUACA
Molecule: messenger RNA, 686 nt
Organism: Lactuca sativa (garden lettuce)
Lineage: Eukaryota; Viridiplantae; Streptophyta; Magnoliopsida; Asterales; Asteraceae
Product: histone H2A.6
Cellular component (GO): nucleosome
Molecular function (GO): protein heterodimerization activity; DNA binding; structural constituent of chromatin
Source: RefSeq, a predicted model, not a curated record